This is a messenger RNA of Paramacrobiotus metropolitanus, 1904 nucleotides long. RefSeq names its product probable nitronate monooxygenase. The transcript is spliced from 3 exons. Gene Ontology annotation, molecular function: nitronate monooxygenase activity. Bases 579 to 1670 code for a protein of 363 amino acids. Lineage: Eukaryota; Metazoa; Tardigrada; Eutardigrada; Parachela; Macrobiotidae. The record is from RefSeq and is a predicted model, not a curated record.
UGUUAAACUCAGACACUUGCACCUCGUUCAGUUCUCAAAAGAAUUACCUAACGGAUAUCUUAAAAGAUAGGGAAAAAAUAAAGACGAUUUUUGAAACCAAAAAAGGUGCUAUUGAAAGCAAAUCAGACAAUAUAGAGCCAUUAGGGAUUUCUCGUAGACAAAGCACUGAAUGCAUGGUCAGGGUUGUACGCAGAGAUCCUAUACAAUGUCUACGAGAACUUGAAAUGGGAACAUCUUGGCUUAAUCGCCAUCAAUGGCACCUUGUUUGGUAUCGAAAAAUGUCUUAAUUUUUUCUCAAUCUUUGGAGAUAUCGGUUGCAUGGUUUCAUUUAGAAAUCCGUAAGACACAAGUCACACAAGUCGAUGAGCUUAACGUAUAAGUCUAUGGGAUGAAAUACUGUGAGGCGACCAAUUUCAUAGCAUUGCACGCUGUUUUGCCAGCCGCCCAGGGAGGCGUACACGGUUGAGGCAAUCGACUGCCUUUAAUUGUACUCGUAUGCAUUUUAAUGAUCUUGUCGAUGGAACUGAGGUGCCUUCUUUAAAAAUCUGAAACGGUGAUUCCUUGAAAACCUCUGAGCAAUGGACAACGCCAGGCUGCUAGCUCGAAAGCUGUUUAUAAAAUUCCCCAUCUUGCAAGCUCCGAUGGCUGGUGGUUCCACAUCGCCCGCUCUCGCUGCUGCCGUCUCCAAUGCCGGUGGACUAGGGUCUAUUGCUGGCGGCUACCUGUCGCCCGACAAACUGCGAGCGGAGAUCAAGGAGACACGCACCCUGACAAAGUCUUCCUUCGCGGUGAAUCUCUUCACACCGCUGAGCAAUCCCGUUCCUACAGCUAGUCAGUUCGCGCGGGCCAACGCUCUCCUCGAUCCCUACAGAAAGGAGUUGGGCCUCGGUCUGAAUCCACCCGCUCCGGAGAAGUAUUGUGAGGAUCUCACGGCACAGUUGCAAGUGGUGCUGGAGGAAAGACCCUCAGUAUUUACCUUCACCUUCGGAAUGCCUCCGGAGUCGUUUCUGCACGAGUGCAAGAACGAAAAUAUUGUCACGAUUGGCACAGCGACCCAUAUCGAGGAAGCUGUGGCGCUGGAGAAGGCUGGAGUGGAUAUGGUAUUCGCGCAGGGAUACGAAGCUGGCGGCCAUCGCGGAACUUUUAUUGGAGAUUUCCAUGAUGCGCGUAUCGGACUUACCGCACUUGUUCCGCAGUUAGUGCAAGCCGUGAAAAUUCCAGUAAUUGCCGCCGGUGGCAUAAUGCACGGCAGUCAGGUUGCCGCUGCGUUGGCCAUGGGUGCCAGCGGCGUUUCCCUCGGAACGGCGUUCCUGCUCUGCCCGGAAGCCAGCACGAAUCAGCCCUACCGUGCCACGCUAAAAAGCCCGGACGCUCGCUUCACGGAGGUGUCCCGCGUCUAUUCCGGACGGUAUGCUCGGGGAAUUCGAAAUCGUUUUAUGGUGGAGAUGGAAAAAAAUGCCGGUGACAUUCCGGAAUAUCCUAUUCAGAACGCCAUGACCCGGGAGAUCCGGACAGCCAGUGCGAAGGCCGGUAAAGCGGAUUUUCUCUCCUUGUUUGCCGGGCAGGGUGUGACACUAAUAAGGGAACUGCCAGCCAAAGAAUUAGUGGAGACACUGAUUGCUGAAACGUUUUCUGCCGUGCAGAAAGUACAGUUUGUAAUUGGAUUAUGAUUGUGUUUGUGUAAUUGGAAUUGUGAGGAAUUCUUUUCUGCAAUGAUGACAUGUGGAGCCAGAGUGUGUGAUGAAUUUGCGAUUCGGUGUGCUCUUGUACGGUAUGUGUGCAGUUGAAAUGAGUUUUAUGGAUUUGAUGGUUUUACUGGUCUUGUAAGAGGAUGGCGGUUGUGAUAAAGCGAAAUCCGAAUGAUGUAAUUUUUGGCAUACAGGAAAAGUCUGAAAUCGAGGCUG